GCGCAACGUCGAAGAACAUCAUGAGCCUGCUGUGCCUCGUCUUUGCGCUGAGCCUGCUCGGGGUCCGCGGCUUGGGGGACCCCGGCCCGUUGGAGGACGUUGUCAUCGACAGAUACUACAUCCCCAAAGUGUGCCUGCGAGAAGUCCAGAUGGGCGACUUCGUCCGGUACCAUUACAAUGGCACUUUUCAGGACGGCACCAAGUUCGACUCCAGCUACGAUCGAGGUGCCACAGUGGCCGGCGUGGCUGGCGUGGGGCGGCUCAUCACCGGCAUGGACAGAGGCCUGCAGGGGAUGUGUGUGAACGAGAGAAGGCACCUCAUUGUGCCACCUCAUCUUGGCUAUGGCAGCAUCGGCGUGGCUGGCCUGAUUCCCCCGGACACCACCCUCUACUUCGAUGUCAUCCUGCUUGACAUUUGGAACAAAGAAGACAAGCUGCAGAUCACCACUGUCUCCAAGCCACAACACUGCAACCGCACAGUGGAGAACUCAGACUUUGUGCGCUACCACUACAACGGCACACUUCUCGACGGCACCCCCUUCGACUCCAGCUAUGGAAAAGACAGCACUUAUGACACCUACGUGGGUUCAGGUUGGCUGAUCAAAGGGAUGGACGAGGGCCUGCUAGGCAUGUGUGCUGGAGAGAAACGGCGAAUAGUGAUCCCCCCGUUCCUGGCCUACGGAGAGAAAGGCUACGGCACUGUCAUCCCCCCUCAAGCCUCCCUGGUUUUUGAUGUUCUCCUGGUGGACCUACACAACCCCAAAGAUGGCAUCUCCCUGGAGCACUUGGAAGUGCCAGCGUCUUGCAAGCGCAAGGCCGUGACCGGAGAUUUUGUGCGGUACCAUUAUAAUGGCACCUUGAUGGAUGGGACCCUCUUUGAUUCCAGUUAUUCUCGAAACCACACCUACGACACUUAUAUUGGGAAAGGCUACAUUAUUCCAGGAAUGGACCAAGGGCUUCAAGGAGUCUGCAUUGGUGAAAGGAGAAGAGUCAUUAUCCCACCCCACUUGGCCUAUGGAGAAACUGGGGCAGGGAACAAGAUCCCUGGCUCGGCUGUGCUCAUCUUCGACGUCCAUGUCAUCGAUUUCCACAAUCCCACAGACCCUGUGGAAAUACAGACUAUCCACCGGCCUGCGGACUGCAACAUCACCACCCAAGACAGGGACUUUGUCCGCUACCAUUACAACUGCUCCCUCCUGGAUGGCACCAAACUCUUCUCCUCCCACGACUAUGAAAACCCUCAAGAAGCCACUCUGGGGACCAACAAGAUAAUUGAAGGGCUGAACAACGGCCUGCUCAACAUGUGCGUGGGGGAGAAACGUUCCGUCAUUGUUCCUCCGCAUUUGGGUCAUGGCGAAAGUGGAGCCCGGGGUGUACCUGGCAGUGCCGUUCUCUACUUUGAGUUAGAGCUUCUACACCGGGAGCCAGGAGUUCCAGAAGGAUACCUGUUUGUCUGGCACAGCGACCUGCCAGAAAACCUGUUUGAAGCCAUGGAUCUCAACAAGGAUGGUGAAGUCCCACCUGAGGAGUUCUCAGAGUUCAUCAAAGCUCAGAUCGCUGAAGGCAAAGGUCGUCUCAUGCCAGGCCCUGACCCGGAAAAAGUGGUCAAUGACAUGUUCCAAAACCAAGACCGGAAUAAGGAUGGGAAGAUCACAGCAGAGGAACUGAAGCUGAAAUCAGACGAGGAUCAAGUUAAACACGAGGAACUUUAAAAGACUCAGGGAUUGGGCUUCGUUGUUGUUUUU
Lacerta agilis (Sand lizard) is the source of this 1745-nucleotide messenger RNA. RefSeq names its product FKBP prolyl isomerase 10 (gene FKBP10). Gene Ontology annotation, molecular function: peptidyl-prolyl cis-trans isomerase activity; calcium ion binding. The transcript has 10 exons. The record is from RefSeq and is a predicted model, not a curated record. Lineage: Eukaryota; Metazoa; Chordata; Lepidosauria; Squamata; Lacertidae. Bases 21 to 1712 code for a protein of 563 amino acids.